This is a messenger RNA of Puccinia triticina, 1728 nucleotides long. RefSeq lists its product as uncharacterized. The record is from RefSeq and is a predicted model, not a curated record. The coding region runs from base 1 to 1728 and encodes 575 amino acids. Gene Ontology annotation, molecular function: phosphoric diester hydrolase activity. The transcript is spliced from 7 exons. Lineage: Eukaryota; Fungi; Basidiomycota; Pucciniomycetes; Pucciniales; Pucciniaceae. Gene Ontology annotation, biological process: lipid metabolic process.
AUGUCUCUAUCCUCCCAUCUCCGUGAUCCAGAGGCCCAGGGACGUGAGACUGAAGAGUGCCAUACGAUCAUCAGCAUAAUAUCCGAGAAACCUGACAUUCGUUUAUCCCCAGCCUACAGUCCUCCCAGUGCCAACCGUGCUACCGGGGACGAGCUACCCUGCUACAUUUCCACCACUCCCUCCGCCAAAAGGAAAGACUCAGUUAUCACCCCCACCGACCUGAUGAGUUUCAUCCGGCCCAAAAAGCUCUGGCUCAACUGCCUGGCCUCCACCCUCCUCGCCGCCAUCUUGAUCCUUGCCGUCUACCGUCCAGCCGGCCUGGCUUCCCCUCUCCGUACCUCUGAACAGGACCAAGUCCAGUUCCAGAUCGGCUUCCAAUCAAACACUUCGACUACCACUACCUAUCCUGACGUCAAUCCCCUCUCCCAGGAGUCUCCUGACCAACUUUCAUCCGAUCAAAUCAGCCGCAGAAUCUUAGAUGCUGCUCCGGUCUUAGGGUUUUACGAACAAUCUCAUGGAAAACUGUCCAACUGGAUGGCAAACGUCCCAGACCAUGUCCCCAUAACAAGCAUGUCCAUUCCGGGCACCCACGACGCAGCCACAUGGAACUACACCCAAGCUACCCAAACGCUCCUUGAACCCGUGACCGGGAAACUGCCUCCGGCCAUCGCAUUUCAAUGCCAGGAUAGAAGUCUGUUCCAGAUGCUCGGAGAUGGGAUCCGAUUCUUCGAUCUCAGAGUAGGAUUUUUACCUGACCACCGACAACUAGGAUUUUUUCAUGCUUCGGCACUAUUGAGCACGACUGCAACGCUACCUGAUGCCCUGCUGGGAUUUUAUAAGUGGCUCGAUGACCAUCCCUCCGAAACUAUCCUUAUCUCCAUCAAAGUUGAUAAUGCUACAUACGGAAACCCUCCUGACAAGGGACAACCUUCCAGUAAAAUACUCCAACUCAUGCUCUACGAGCUUCUUACUGGUUCCGAGAUGGCCCGAAAUCACUGGUUACAGGAAGAUAGCAAGCUUGGAACGUUGGGACCAGCGCGAGGAAAGCUGAUAUUCAUCCAACGAAUCGACUGGGACGAGAUCCGAGGCAGUCCAGAAUACAAGCCUAUCGGGAUCCCCCUCCCACCGCCGCAGUUCAACGACAACGACGGCAACUUCACGAUCAUGUACAACCCAGAAGACCGCGCGCGCGCAUUCGUCGAGGAUUUCUACAACAUCCUGCCGAACCCGACUUCCAUCCAGAAGAAGUUCGAGCUCAAGUUCCAGGCCGUUCAGAGCCAUUUGGAGCUGGCUAACAGUAGCAAUCCUGACUCCGUCGAUCAGCUUUUCAUCACCUUCGCAAGCGGCGGAGCGCUCCGCAACUCGCCCCCUGUAACACCCAAGAUGUUGGCGAUCGGAUCGGGAGAAGGGCCGAGUCUGGCCGGCUCAGUGAACGGCAGAAUCGAGCGGCUGAUUGCCGAGAGAUCGAGUGCUGGGGAUGGGGCGGAUGGACAGCCGGCACAGAGACUGGGCAUCUUGAUCUUCGAUUGGUACCACCAGCUCCCCAAUCUUGUCCAAGCCGUCAUCAACCAAAACCCUUCCGACACUCCCGCUCCCCCUGCUCCUUCUUUGGAUCCCGCUUCCCCUGCUCCUUCUUUGGAAACUCCUCCUCCCGCUUCUUCUGAAUCUCAAUCUUACGGCUAUGAUGGCUCUAAUUACGACCCCGACUACUCUCAAUCCGUCUCCUGA